AUGGUGCUUGUAUUGGGUGGAGUAGUCCUCGACGAGGCUUCCAUUGACUCGAGGAACUUGUUCCACGCGGCGCCGCAUCUCAAGGAAGCUGCAGCUCACGUGGCCUCUCUGCCGCCCAAAGUGGUUUCGCCCAUCGGCCUGCUCUAUCUCCAUCAGCGAGAGUUUGCCGUCACUCUUCCGCAAGAUACAGAAAAUGUUUCAAUCUUGGGAACGGAUGAUUGCAGCACGUGCAUCGUCGUCAUUUUACGUCACACCGGUUCGGGAGCGACGUGCAUGGCUCACGUCGACGGUGCUGACCAAGAGAGCGGCAUCACGCCGUUAAUAUCACGAAUACAAGAGGUCUCAUUGGGUUACGCAAACGGCAGAAUAGAGCUUCACCUUGUUGGUGGUUAUAUGGAUCCUAGAGGAUAUUCUGAACGUCUUGUCAUUAAUCUCUUGCAUGCGUUUCACAAAGAGCCCGUCGAAAUCGAUUUAGUUUUCGCGUGCAUCGGUGAAAUGAACACGACCAUCCGCGGUGGAUUAGCUUGGCCAAUCAUCUACGGAGUUGGCUUCAAUGUCAAGACGGGCGAGAUAUUUCACGCCACCUUUCCCGACAAAGGACCGGACAUGGCAUUGCGAUCGGCUAGGCAAUUAACGGGUUCCUCUCAUCUGAUGGAUAUGUACGACUGUACUCUGGGCGUGAUGCGUGUCGGGCCUUAUCACUACCAGCCGCUGCGUGGUGUAAACCUGUGGUUGGAACAGACUGACGAUUUCAUCGUUUCACAAUUGUCUACCGCACCUGAGGUGGAAUUGCCUCAUUUUGCAAGCAAGAUCAGGGCCGCUUUAAAGUAUAUGCGCGAUCAUCCAUUCCCUGCAGUUACGGUCUUUCAAGAUAACCGACCUAGAUAUUUUCGGAGAGAUGAAUCCGGAGCAUGGGUUCACAUGCGUUACUGAACAACCAAAGAUCGACUACAAAGAUAAACAAACAAAAAAAAACGCUAGAUCAAGGAAGGAAAUUGAAUUUCUUCGAAGAAAAUGAAUGGCAUUCUUACAAACGAAAGCGUCGGAGAUACUUAAUUCCAUCAAUAAUUUCGGGAAUUAAAAAUCAUGUGAAGGGUUUAAAUUUUUAAAGCUGAGCUUUUCAAAAAAAAAAAAAAAAAAAAAAAAAGCUCGAGAUUUCCUUCUACGGUGAUUGGCGAGUGUGACGUCAUAAGUGCUGAGAAAUGCUUCAGUUUAAAGGCACGUUGUUUUUAUAUUCAUUCGUGAUUGUCUUGGGCAAUUCCCGAUCAAGGACGAAGACACAUGUACACAUAUCUACAUCGUAUGGGCAAUGCAUUGUUUACCACAGAGGGUCUAUGUCAUUUUAUUAUAACCAAACAAAGGUUUUAUAUAGCCUGUUCACUUUUUUUAAAAUUUGAAUCGAUUUUAUCCGAAUAGAAAAAAAAUAAAAAAAAAUAAUUUCGUUUA
Daphnia carinata is the source of this 1446-nucleotide messenger RNA. It is a transcript of the gene Ntan1, whose product is annotated as protein N-terminal asparagine amidohydrolase-like. Gene Ontology annotation, biological process: ubiquitin-dependent protein catabolic process. The transcript is spliced from 7 exons. Gene Ontology annotation, molecular function: protein-N-terminal asparagine amidohydrolase activity. Gene Ontology annotation, cellular component: nucleus. Lineage: Eukaryota; Metazoa; Arthropoda; Branchiopoda; Diplostraca; Daphniidae. Bases 1 to 933 code for a protein of 310 amino acids. The record is from RefSeq and is a predicted model, not a curated record.